Molecule: messenger RNA, 3229 nt
Organism: Mobula hypostoma (lesser devil ray)
Lineage: Eukaryota; Metazoa; Chordata; Chondrichthyes; Myliobatiformes; Myliobatidae
Product: RNA exonuclease 5-like
Exons: 21
Coding region: 139-2652 (837 amino acids)
Cellular component (GO): nucleus
Molecular function (GO): RNA binding; exonuclease activity
Source: RefSeq, a predicted model, not a curated record
GCCGGCGGCAGCACGUUGUUUCGGUGGCGGUCCGCCGGUUGUUAAGACUGUGACCAGGUGGGAGCCAUUUUAUUUCCACCUCCACUCUUCCUGUGGAUGUAAGCUUGUGGAACUAGUGUCCUUUGCAUUGACUGCUUGAUGAUGAUGACUGUCUGGCACAUUCACCUGCUUGGCCUUUGCCCAGAGACGCGUCACAGUUGUGAAAUCGGUCAGAUGGCUACUAAUAUUCCUAGAGUCUGCAAACGCAAAGGACUGAGUGAGAAGAAGUUAGAAGCAAGCAAGUGCAAGAGAAUCAAGGUCCAAAAUGGAGGCACUGUGGAAAAUGGCAUCAAACAUACCCCAGGAGAGGAAAAGGAAGUUUCAAUUUUCACUCUCAAGUCCAACAGUAACCACAGUGCCAUUACUCAUGAGCAGCUUUGGGAGCUGAUAAAUUAUACAGUAUCAAGAGAAACGAAAAUCUCCCCACCCAGUUGGUGCCAGAUCCAUGGGCAAAAUCAAACUAAAGGAGUAACAGUCAUUGUUCUACAUGGUGCAAGUCAGAUGCACUUCUACAGAUACUAUCUCCAAUUUAAGCAGCUGAGGAAAAGGUUCAAAUGGAGAUUCAGCAUGCCCCCUCCUUCUCAGGAUUUUCUGCAUCAUAUCUUUGGAAUCGAGAACACACCAUCAUGUGAAUGCAGGGGAUUAAUAGGCAAUGGCAAUCCUGUUGUGAAUGGGCAUUUCCUUAUGGCAGAGGAUGAAGGUUGUGGAUCAUCUGAUCUUGAUAAUCAUCCCAUCAUUAUUAAAUAUGGCAGAGAAAAGCAAGGGUUGACGCGCUACCUGCUUAGUAAAGAGGACAUGAUUCAGAAUGGUUACCCUGUUGCAGGUUUUCCAGGAUCCGAAGGAUUUGUUCAGAGCAGAUGCACAACUGAAGUAACUGACAGCAGUCCAUUAUUUGGACUAGAUUGUGAAAUGUUAUUCCAGUGCCUGACCAGAAAGGGAAAAGAACUGACACGCAUCUCUGUUGUCGAUGCAGAGGGACACUGUUUGAUGGAUGAGCUAGUGAAACCAGACAACCAGAUCCUUAACUACCUCACCAGGUUCUCUGGCAUUACCUGGAAAAUGCUUUUAACUGUGAAAACAAAACUGAAGGAUGUUCAGGCCAUGCUGAGGAAGAUUUUACCCCCUGAUGCUGUCCUUGUGGGGCACUCCUUAAACAACGAUUUGACAGCUUUGCAAAUGGUCCAUCCAAAUGUAAUUGACACGUCACUCCUUUUUGUUGGAGAUUCGGGCCGAAGGUUUAAAUUGAAAGUUUUAGUAAAAAAUAUUCUUGGAAGGGAAAUUCAGUCAACGGAAAUGGGUGGCCAUGAUCCAUCAGAAGAUGCAGAAGGAGCUUUAGAGUUGGCUCAGUAUUUUAUUAACCAAGGACCUGUGAAGAUAGCAGAGCUGAGCCUGGAGAAUUUCCAAGCUAAGCAGCCAAUGGGAGAUGAUAUCACGCCACAGCCUGAAGCCCGAAGACAGUGGAAAAGGUCAUCAAACAAACUGAGCACAAGCUGCAGAAGGAUAGAUGAAUCUCAAGGCAGGGCAUGCUUAUACGGUGGCAAUUUACCAAAACAAUUGUGUAUAGCUGAUCGUAAGGUAGUGGUAUUAGGUACAAAGAAUGCUAUGAGGUCUAUGACAUACCAGGAAGUGUGGCAUCAAAUUGAAUGUGAAACAGACAAGGAGGUUAUUCGUCAUGGUGAGACCAAUAUCCCAGCUGCUGCCUUAAGUUUAAUUCAUUUUACAUCUUAUGCUGACUGUGAUCUGCAUAGGAAAGUCAAUGUAGGACGACUACAUGAUAAGAUGCAACAGAUGUUGUCAGAGAUGUGUACUGUGUAUGUUGGACCAUUCUGUAAGGAUUUCUGUUUAAAAUCUGUUAAAAGAACAUUCAGAAAUUGUGGUUCCAUCAGUUCUGUCACUGUUACUACGGAAACGUACGAGCCGUAUGUGCGGGUUCAAUACAAGGUGCCGGAAAGUGCAUUGAUUGCUGUAGAAAUGCUGAAUGGAAGCAUUGUGGCUGGAUUCCUCAUUAAGGUUCAAAGACCUAUGAGCGAAAAGUCCUUGGAUUGUGAAACAAUCCUAAAGAAACUAGAGAAAGACGUCACAAAUCAGGCUGUUGUUUAUGUGGCUGGAAUUCAGCAAAGUCUGUUGACUUUGGAAGACAUUGCAGAGAAAUUUAGCCAAUUUGGACACAUUGAAGCAGUAAUUUCUGUGGGUGAUAAACCUAGUGCAAAGAAUAAGGAUUGUUUUAUCAAAUAUGGAAGCCCUGAGAGUGCCUUGAACGCUCAAGCAGCCAUGAAUGGAACAGAACUGAAGAACAGUUACCUCUGUGUUCGAAGAGCACUCACACCAUAUCACCUUCAGACCUGGGCCACUCAGGAAUCCUACACUGCUGUCAGCCCCAGGAUAUCUGACACUCUGUCUCUAAGCAGUCAGUCCUCUGAGAGGAAAAAAGAGAAGCUUUCUCAAUGUGAGCAAGAGGUGAAAAAUGUGAUGCGGACUCUGGAUCGACGAGUUGGACGGCUCUUCAGAGGAAUACCCAGUGGCAUGCUUUGUAUUGUCCUGCUGCCUGGAAUAAAUAGUGAUCACUGCUCAGCGCCUGGACUCUGCCUUCUCGAAAUAAAGCAAGUUUCUUAAAACUGAAUGCUCAGUAUGGACUCACAACGCUACAGUUUUGAUACCAACCAUUAAUUGAACGGUUAAGAAGUGAAUAUAGUUCUUGGAUCACGUGUAUACAGUUGAAUUAUGUCAACAGCCGUGACUGAGCCAAGAAAUCUGCUUAGAAGUAUUUUUUUAAGCAAUUAAACUUUUACAAAGGAAAGUUUCAAGUGUGAAAAUAAUCCAAGUGCAUUUGGGUUAUGUUAUGGCACCAAGUUCUCUUGGUCAGAAUUCAGAAACUCCAAUCACCCCAUGGCCAGAUCUUGCCAGGUUUAGGUUAUGUUGUGCAGAAAAUAUUCCAUUUGCUGCCAAUUUUGACAGUAUUUGAGCAGGUCUCAAUGCAUCUCUCCUUUCCCACUGUGGAAUGAUUUGUAUUAUGCCUGUGGCUACAAGUUUGUAACAAUUCCACAGACAUUUGUAGUCUGUGUAGUAUUUUACACAUCCUGAAUCUCUUUCUAUUUUCACAGUCUGCAUUUAUAUUGGUUUUGUAUUUGAAAACACUGUCAUGUACUGUGCAUCUGUGUUUCAUUUUCUGACAUGAAUAUUUAUCUAUUAU